UUUUAUGUUAAAAUACUUUCUUCUGACUUAGUUUCAUGUGAAGAGUGAUGUAAGCCAUUUGUAGGUUGACUUCCUCCAAGAGUUUAAACACUGAAGUUCUGUUUGUUUGAAUGGUCCAACAUUAUCAGUCAACUUCUGGCUCAAGCAGAGACGUGAAUCUGGGGCAGCAUUAUCUGUAUAGGAUGUAUCAGACAUGCUGUCCGACCUACGAAAGCACCUCCUUACGCAUGUUUAAACUGGGCAGAACUGAAGCCAUUCGAUCCACCACCACAGAAUCGCUCCAGUUCACAAAAGCCAUGGAUGAUCCAUCAAAACACAAUAGUGAGAAAGCAGCACUGCUCGAAAAGGCCAUCAAAGUCCACAGAAAGCACACACACAUGGCCAUCCAUGGGCAGGGUAUAGAGAGGCACAUGCUGGGUCUAAAGAUGAUAGCUAUUGAGGACCUGACGUCUUUACCUGAGAUCUUCAUGGACACGUCGUUCGCUGUGGCUUCACAUUUUAAUCUGUACACAAGUCAGGUUGGAUCAAAGACAGACUGUGUUAUGUGUUUGGGACCCAUGGUUCCUGAUGGUUACGGUAUCUGCUACAACCCCAUGGAUGACCAUAUCAACUUCGCUGUGACCGCCUUCAAUAGCUGCGAGGAAACAAACGCCACGAAACUGUCACAGUUUCUAGAGGACUCGCUUCUGGACAUGAAGACUCUUCUGGAGCAGGUGUCUAAGACCCAGUGAAUGACGAAGCCCUGAAACUCACAGAAGCCCUGAAACCCUUUCAGGAGGCUUUUUACUACUUUCAGUGUCAUUAACCUGACAUUGGCUCAUAUUGGUUUUCCAUAUCUUUAAGGUCACAUGUUUGAUUUUUUUCAUUAUGCAGAGACUAUAAGUAACUACAACACCAUUCUUAGGGUGAUUUCCUUGAAAAGUAUAAACAUUGUUACUAUGUGGGGCUUUUAAACAUUAUUUGUUUGUUUGAGCAACCUGACCAGUCUGACACAGCGAUGUUGACUCAGAAGUGUGGGUUUGGGGCUGUUUGUCUAAACACUAGAAGUCAGGAAACCGGUUUGAAAACAGUCAUUAUUUUCACAGGGUAUAUAGUGGCAUAGAAAUUACACACUUCACCUUCCAGGGAAGUGACUAUGGACUUAGAGGCUACUACAGACAUAAACAGGGACAGCCAGAAACACAAACUCCUUCUGUUUUAUUUCAGUUUCAACUGUAGAAAUUGUAGGCGUGAGAAAGCUCUUGAUAUUAUCCAGUGCCAUAUGUUAAACCCAAAGUAUACUUCAGUUUUUUACGUAUGCGCUAGGGUACGUGUACAGUUGGUGUGACAUCGAUUUUGGCUUCAGUACAUAUCGCUCAUACUGUACAAGUGCAAUCUUUUUUUUAUUUUUUUGACAGAACAAAAAAUCCACAUAUAAACACAUUACAUACAGACACCGACAUUAUCAUUUUAUGUUAUAUUUAUGUUUGUAUUAUUGAUUUACUGUGUUUUUAACUUGUUUGUGUUGUUGCAUUGUGGGACGAGAAACUAGAGGAAAACCAUUUCACUAUAUUGCAUCACAUUUAUAUGUACAGUAUGUGACAAAUAAAGAAUCCUAACUAACUCAAAAAUGACAAGU
Messenger RNA from Sinocyclocheilus grahami, 1618 nucleotides. RefSeq names its product carnitine O-acetyltransferase-like. Gene Ontology annotation, biological process: carnitine metabolic process, CoA-linked. Gene Ontology annotation, molecular function: carnitine O-acetyltransferase activity. The coding region runs from base 111 to 731 and encodes 206 amino acids. The record is from RefSeq and is a predicted model, not a curated record. Gene Ontology annotation, cellular component: peroxisome. NCBI's taxonomy places the organism in Eukaryota, Metazoa, Chordata, Actinopteri, Cypriniformes, Cyprinidae. The transcript has 5 exons.